CCGCCUUCCUCCCACCGAAAAAUAAUCCUCGGAGUGCCUGACAGUGCCCGUCCUGAGCGCUCGCGGCGCCGGGGCCUGAGGCUGGGCUCCGAGUCCGGCACCUGGCAAAGUUGGAGCGGAUCUCCCCGAACGGGGCGCGGGCAGCAGGGCGCUGCCCAGGGGCCGCUGGGGCCAAGCCCGGGGCAGGGCCGGGCCGGGCGGUGCCAGGGGCCCUAGCGGGGCAGGCGGCGGCGCCCCGCGUCCUGGGCUGGGCAUGGAGGGGCGGAGAGGGCAGAGCCCCGGGUCCUGCAGCGCUCGGCUCGGCCAGACUCAGCCCCCUGCUCCUGCUGCUGCUUGAUCUGAAUGUGCUGAGGCUGGAGCUGCCCCCAGAGCUGCUGUGAUGGCGGCAGCGCGGGCUCCGCACCGGGACUCGCCCUGCCCGCAGCAGCGCCCUCGCUGAAGGCGGCGCGGCCCGCGCCCCGGGGAAGGGGGGCUGCAGCAGCCCGGCGAGCCGCCCACCCGCGCCGCGGGCAUCGCCCCCGCUCGCCUCCCUCCAGUCCCCGCAGGGCGGAAAGGCGGCGGCGGCGGCGGCAUUGUGAAGCGCGCAGCGGAUCGCAGGCCCGGGAGCAGCGGGGCUCGCUCCCGCCCGCCCGAGCCCGAUGAGCCAGCCGGACAGCAGCGCCCCGGAGCCGGCGGCGGCGCCGGGAGAGCAGGCUGAUGAGAGCAGCAGUACUGGGAAGAGAAGCUCUUCAAGCAGGGAGCACUUGAAGAGGAGCCCGAAGAGCCCAAAAGCAGAGGGCUCUGAUUCUGUGACAUCUCAGUCCUCGCCGAGUGAAGAGCCCGGAACAAUGACGGAGGUGAAGGUGAAAACAGAGAUACCAGAUGACUAUAUUCAAGAGGUGAUCUGGCAGGAUGACACCAAAGAUUCCAAGAAAAACAUAAAGGAUGGGCCAGGAGAUGUGCCAGCAGAAAUCUGUGUGGUGAUUGGAGGGGUCCGCAACCAGCAGACACUUGAUGGAAAAGCAGUGGAACACAGCUCUCCUGUUGGAUAUACACGAAAUCGAUACUCAGGCACCUGGAUUUUUGACCAUGCAUUGAGAUACACAUCCGGGUCUUAUGAGUGUGGAAUAUGUGGGAAGAAAUACAAGUAUUACAACUGUUUCCAGACCCAUGUGCGGGCACAUAGAGACACUGAAGCUGCCUCAGGUGAAGGAGCCUCACAAGGCAACAAUUUUAGGUACACAUGUGACAUUUGUGGGAAAAAAUAUAAAUACUACAGCUGUUUCCAAGAGCACAGAGACCUGCAUGCGGUGGAUGUUUUUAGUGUGGAAGGGGCCCCAGAAAACCGGGCAGACCCGUAUGACCAGACAGUCAUAGCAGCAGAUGAAGUGAAAGAGGAGGAGCCAGAACCAUUUCAGAAGAUUGGUCCAAAAACUGGCAAUUAUACAUGUGAAUUCUGUGGCAAGCAGUACAAAUAUUACACUCCCUACCAGGAACAUGUGGCGUUGCAUGCACCAAUUAAGUUCUCUCGAUCUCCACUCUUCGUGGCAGUGAAGACACAGGCGAGCCAAUCCGGCAAAAAAACACCGGCCUCCAUAAUCCGAUGUUCCACCCUCCUGCACCGCUCCCCGUCCGGUAUCCCACCGGCAUCCCAAUCCCAGAUGUUCCGCGCUCCAAAUUCUGGAUCCCCAGGAAGCAAGGCCACGACAGCAGAAAGCGCAUUCAGUAGGAGAGUGGAAGGCAAAGUGCAAAACAACUUUGAAGAAACAAACAGCAGCUCCCAAAACUCUAGUGAAACCGCAAGUCCCCUGAUUUCAAAUCCUUUCCCGCUUUUACAAAAACCUUACACCUGUGGAGCUUGUGGAAUCCAGUUUCAGUUUUAUAACAAUCUGCUGGAGCACAUGCAGUCCCAUGCAGCUGACAAUGAGAACAAUAUUGCCUCUAACCAACCCAGAUCACCUCUGACUGUUGUGGAAGAAAAGUGGAAACCACAGCUCCAAAGAAACAAUGCCAAUAAUACAUCUGCAAGUGGUUCAGUAGCAAACAGUGCAAUCCCGGAGAAGGAGCGGCAGAACAUUGCUGAAAGGCUGCUGCGAGUGAUGUGCACCGACCUCGGAGCUUUGAGUGUGGUGAGCGGGAAGGAAUUCAUCAAGCUGGCCCAGACCUUGGUGGAUAGUGGUGCUCGCUACGGUGCUUUCUCUGUCACAGAAAUCCUUGGCAACUUCAACACACUGGCGCUGAAGCAUUUGCCUCGGAUGUACAACCAAGUGAAAGUGAAAGUCACCUGUGCCCUGGGCAGCAAUGCCUGCCUAGGCAUAGGUGUCACUUGCCACUCUCAGAGCGUUGGCCCUGAUUCCUGCUACAUCCUGACAGCUUAUCAGGUUGAAGGCAACCACAUCAAGAGUUAUGUCCUGGGAAUUAAGGGUGUGGACAUCCGAGAUAAUGGUGAUUUUAUCCACCACUGGGUGCAGAACGUGAUGUCUGAGUUUGUGAUGUCGGAAAUCAGGACAGUGUACGUCACAGACUGCAAAGUCAACUCCUCUGCGUUCUCCAAGGCAGGCAUGUGCUUGCGUUGUUCGGCCUGUGCCUUGAACUCAGUCGUGCAGAGCGUGUUGAGUAAGCGAACACUACAGGCUCGCAACAUGCACGAAGUCAUCGAGCUCCUGAAUGUCUGUGAAGAUUUGGCAGGAUCCACGGGCCUCUCAAAGGAGACCUUUGGCUCUCUGGAGGAGACGUCUCCCCCACCCUGCUGGAACUCAGUGACUGACUCCCUCCUGCUUGUCCAUGAGCGUUAUGAGCAGAUAUGCGAGUUCUACAGCAGAGCCAAGAAGAUGAACCUCAUCCAAAACCUGAACAAGCAUCUUCUCAGCAACCUGGCGGCCAUUUUGGCCCCAGUGAAACAAGCAGUGAUUGAACUGAGCAAUGAGAGCCGGCCCACCCUGCAGCUGGUACUGCCCACCUACGUGAAACUGGAGAAACUGUUCACUUCCAAAGCCAAUGACGCUGGCAUAGUCAGCAAGCUUUGCCACCUCUUCCUGGAGGCAUUGAAGGAGAACUUCAAAGUUCACUCUGCACACAAAGUAGCCAUGAUCUUGGACCCUCAGCAGAAGCUGCGGCCAGUCCCACCAUACCAGCAUGAAGAGAUCAUUGGCAAGGUCUGUGAAUUGAUCAAUGAAGUGAAAGAGUCCUGGGCAGAAGAACCAGAAUUUGAACCUUCUACCAAGAAACCACGGGCAGCAGGGGAGGCCCCGCCAGCUCAGGAAGAAGAGCAGUUUGGGAAAAAUGAAGUCUACGAUUAUUUGCAAGAACCCCUCUUCCAGGCCACCCCUGAUCUAUUUCAGUACUGGUCAUGUGUUACCCAAAAGCAUACGAAACUAGCCAAGUUGGCCUUUUGGCUCUUAGCAGUGCCUGCUGUCGGGGCCAGAAGUGAAUGUGUAAAUAUGUGUGAGCAGGCGCUCUUAAUCAAAAGGAGGCGGCUGCUCAGUCCAGAAGACAUGAACAAACUCAUGUUUUUGAAGUCCAACAUGCUUUAAAACUGUCUUUUAAUUAAAAAAAAAAAUUAAAACACUGUUCCAAACAAAGAAAAGAAUUUAAGUUCUAAACACUGUGGACCUCAUUAUGAAAGCCCCUGGAAACCAAGUGCUUAUAUAUAUG
Messenger RNA from Malaclemys terrapin pileata, 3633 nucleotides. RefSeq names its product zinc finger protein 618 (gene ZNF618). Gene Ontology annotation, molecular function: protein dimerization activity. The coding region runs from base 639 to 3512 and encodes 957 amino acids. The record is from RefSeq and is a predicted model, not a curated record. The transcript has 16 exons. NCBI's taxonomy places the organism in Eukaryota, Metazoa, Chordata, Testudines, Emydidae.